AAUUGUAAAUAAAUGUAAAUAAAGAUGAGAGGAUGAGAAGUAUCAUCUAUACAGAUAUCCACAAAACACCUCUGCCUCUCUCUUUCUCUCUAAUUUCCAUGGCUUCAGCUUCAACCAAUGAUCAAGAAGUAGCCUAUGAGCUUCCAGGUCUUCUCCGACUUUACAAAGACGGCCAUGUUGAGAGACUCCGCAAUACUGAUGUCGUUCCACCAUCAUCUAAUCUCUCUGCUGGUAUUUCAUCCAAAGACAUCACAAUAAAUAUUUAUGAACCCAACAUCUCUGCUCGCCUUUACCUCCCAAAACUCAACCACCCCAACCAAAAGUUCCCUCUCCUCGUCUACUUUCACGGCGGAGCUUUUUGCGUCGGUUCGCCAUUCUGUAACAAAUAUCAUAGCUACGUGACAAAGCUCGUAGCUGAAGCUAAUGUAGUUGCAGUUUCUGUCAACUACAGGAAAGCGCCGGAGCAUCCUAUUCCGGCGGCAUAUGAAGAUUCAUGGGCUGCACUCCAUUGGAUAGCUUCCCAUCGUAACAGUAACGGACCUGAGCUAUGGUUAAAUAACCAUGCAGAUUUUGGAAAAGUGUUUCUAGCAGGAGAGAGUGCUGGCGCUAACAUUGCUCAUAACUUGGCUUUAGCUGCUGGUUCUGAAGAUUUGGGAUCUGGGCUUGGUAUUGAGCUUUUAGGAAUUGCAUUGGUCCAUCCAUAUUUUUGGGGGUCGGAUCCAAUCGGUUCGGAGGCAGCCGAUCCAGAUAAGAAGGCACAUAUAGACCGGUUGUGGCCAUUUAUUUGCCCGUCAAACCCGGAUAAUGAUGACUUGCGGAUCAACCCGGUGGCAUUGGGUGGGCCUGGCUUAACUGGGCUGGGAUGUAAGAGGGUGUUGGUGAGUGUGGCUGAGAAGGAUGUGUUGAAGGAUAGAGGGUGGGUUUACUACCGGGUAUUGAGUGGAAGUGGGUGGAUGGGUGUGGUAGAGAUUGGUGAGACAGAAGGCGAGGACCAUGCUUUCCAUUUGAAUGAUUUGGAGUCUCAGAAAGCUAAGAAUUUGAUCCAACGUCUGGCUCAUUUCUUUAAUAGAGAUAUGCCUUUUCUUUGAUGUUAACUAAUUUCUACUUAAAACAAAUUUUAUUUGUAAGUCAUUUUUCCUGAAGUUUUGUUAAAAAGCUCUCAUCUUUCUAGUUGGGAUUGUCUUGAAAAUGUAAGCUAUUUUACAUUUCUAAAAUUUCCAUCCUCAAAUACAAAUAAAAAAAGCCAGCAAGAUUAACCUA
Messenger RNA from Jatropha curcas, 1260 nucleotides. RefSeq names its product putative carboxylesterase 2. The record is from RefSeq and is a predicted model, not a curated record. Gene Ontology annotation, molecular function: hydrolase activity. Lineage: Eukaryota; Viridiplantae; Streptophyta; Magnoliopsida; Malpighiales; Euphorbiaceae.